Sinocyclocheilus grahami is the source of this 579-nucleotide messenger RNA. RefSeq names its product propionyl-CoA carboxylase alpha chain, mitochondrial-like. The record is from RefSeq and is a predicted model, not a curated record. Gene Ontology annotation, cellular component: mitochondrion. NCBI's taxonomy places the organism in Eukaryota, Metazoa, Chordata, Actinopteri, Cypriniformes, Cyprinidae. The transcript is spliced from 6 exons. The coding region runs from base 23 to 454 and encodes 143 amino acids. Gene Ontology annotation, molecular function: propionyl-CoA carboxylase activity.
GCUCUCCGCAGCUGCGACUAUCAUGGCGGCUUACAGAAACGCUGCAGGUUUUCAAAGAGUUUUGCAUGCUGUUAAGCAUGUCUGUCUUAUGCAGAGGUGCGGUGUUAUAAUCUGCCGGUACUCUACAGUGUAUGACCCAAAUGAGAAGACCUUUGAUAAAAUCCUCAUCGCAAACAGAGGCGAGAUUGCCUGCAGGGUGAUUAAAACAUGUAAGAAGAUGGGCAUCAAGACAGUCGCAGUUCACAGUGAUGUGGACUCUAGUGCGGUUCACGUAAAGAUGGCUGAUGAGGCUGUGUGUGUUGGUCCUGCCCCUACAAGUAAAAGUUACCUGAACAUGGAUGCUAUCAUGAACGCCAUCAAGCAGACUGGAGCUCAAGCUGUUCAUCCUGGCUAUGGAUUCCUGUCUGAAAAUAAGGAGUUUGCUAAGAGACUGGUGAGAAAGAAAUGUGGAUAGUUAAAGAAAAGAAAUAUUUAAAUGAGUUUGUGUUAGAGUUGGGGGGCUGAGUAGCCCCUUCACUUAUUGUUCUACAUCGGCCAGUGUUCCUCCCACACACAUACACACACACACACACACACACA